GCGCAUGCAUGCUUCGUAUCGGCUUUGGAGGGGCGUAGAAAGGAGGCCAUAUUGUACAGUUGAAUUGAAAGAACGAAAAUAAUUGUAUCGCCGUUGCGUUCGUUUGCUCACGUCCGCGCACCGCCCUUGGGUCGCCUCUAUUUUUGUCUCGUAUCGUUUUGCGCGACGGCGACAUUCGCCCGUGGUCGCGUGCCGCGACAGCUGACACAAGAACGACGUACGGGAGCCAAUCGGCGGCUCCUGUGUGGCCUCCUGUCUCUUUGUAUAUAAGCCAUACACAUCGCGCAGUAGUACGGUUCCGACAACCCUAGGGGUAUCCGACGUCGGCUUGUUGAAAGGUGCUUGUUGCUUGCUACGAUCGAGAUGGGCACUCGGGACGACGAGUACGAUUAUUUAUUUAAAGUUGUUCUUAUUGGAGAUUCUGGAGUAGGGAAAAGUAACCUUUUAUCCCGAUUUACGAGAAAUGAGUUCAACUUGGAAUCAAAGUCUACUAUCGGAGUCGAAUUUGCAACGCGUAGUAUACAAGUAGACGGUAAAACUAUUAAAGCUCAAAUUUGGGAUACAGCUGGACAAGAGCGUUAUCGUGCGAUCACUUCUGCAUAUUAUCGCGGAGCAGUCGGUGCACUACUUGUGUACGAUAUUGCGAAACACCUGACGUAUGAAAAUGUAGAAAGAUGGUUACGAGAAUUACGGGACCACGCUGAUCAGAAUAUUGUGAUCAUGUUAGUGGGAAAUAAGUCAGAUUUAAGGCAUUUGCGUGCUGUUCCAACUGACGAGGCUAAGGCGUUUGCCGAAAGAAAUGGCUUGUCUUUCAUUGAAACAUCUGCUUUAGAUUCUACUAACGUUGAAACAGCAUUUCAAAAUAUAUUAACAGAAAUAUACAGAAUCGUAUCGCAAAAACAGAUACGAGAUCCACCUGAAGGUGAUACAAUCCGGCCACACAAUGUAGAACAAAUUGAAGUCAAACCAACGAUGAAUGCUGAGGGAAUGCGUAAGCAGUGCUGCCAGUGACUCAUCUUGUUGCUUAUUAAAAUAAGCAGUCAUAUGGAGGAGAGAAAAGUGGAGGUACUAGCUGAUGGUAGAUAUAACAGGUGCAUAACAGAACAAGAGUUGAGAUUACGUGCGCAAGCAUGUAAUCUUACAUGCUAGAGGAGGUUUCAUUCUACCAUCCUUGCGAGAGAGAGGACAUCCAAUCAAUUCAUAUGAGAGUAUGCAUUACAUAUUUGUGAAAAUAAUCAAGUAAGGAUAAACGUGAAAAAAAUUGUAUAAUGCUAUAAGCGCGAAUACAAAUGUACCAGUCUUUGUUCGCAAAAAAAUCAUCUUUA
This is a messenger RNA of Camponotus floridanus (Florida carpenter ant), 1325 nucleotides long. It is a transcript of the gene Rab11, whose product is annotated as ras-related protein Rab-11A. Gene Ontology annotation, cellular component: recycling endosome. The record is from RefSeq and is a predicted model, not a curated record. Bases 364 to 1011 code for a protein of 215 amino acids. Gene Ontology annotation, biological process: exocytosis. Lineage: Eukaryota; Metazoa; Arthropoda; Insecta; Hymenoptera; Formicidae. Gene Ontology annotation, molecular function: GTP binding; GTPase activity. The transcript has 5 exons.